This is a messenger RNA of Paramecium primaurelia, 364 nucleotides long. The record is from the annotation of a GenBank genome assembly. Lineage: Eukaryota; Ciliophora; Oligohymenophorea; Peniculida; Parameciidae.
GUGUAUCCAAAUUUUGCGGUAUUUAAGGAAAUUGAAUUUUCAAAUAAGGACAUUAAAAUAAAUAAUAAAUGAAAGCUUUCCUUUUAGUAUGCCUUAUCGCUACAUCAAUGAUGGUAAAUGCAAUUGAAAUCCCUAAAGAUUAAGUCUUAAGUGGAUAAUCAGAUUCCCCUAGUUUCCUUCACGUUUAAACUUUCCAAGCUUGCCAAUUUUGUUGUGGUGGAAAAUGCUGUUAUUCAGCUUCUAAUUGUGUUAAAGGAGUUUGUAAUAAUGUCAUAGCACCUACCUGUGUGCAAGGAUGAUUUUAUAUUCACAUCAUAAUUAAGUCAUAAAAAUAUCUAUUACACUUCUCUUCAAUAUCAUUAUC